Malurus melanocephalus (red-backed fairy wren) is the source of this 4344-nucleotide messenger RNA. RefSeq lists its product as uncharacterized. Bases 2677 to 3201 code for a protein of 174 amino acids. The record is from RefSeq and is a predicted model, not a curated record. The transcript is spliced from 6 exons. Lineage: Eukaryota; Metazoa; Chordata; Aves; Passeriformes; Maluridae.
GGUUUCAGGGUCCCUWUCAACYCAAACCAGUCUGUUUUGAUGAYRGUAUUAUUGUCACUUUUUAGUUUUUUCAUCAGCUGAGAUCAAGGCAGGAUAAUUUCCUGUUUGUUUCAUUUGUAUCAACAGUUUUUGUUUACUAUYCCCACACAGUGGGGUUAAAAUCAGGGGUUUUGGUUGUAAAACAGGCACAGUUAAAAACGACUAUUCCCUAACUGCAGCCAAAGAUAAUGGGAGAGRAGGCUGGAAAGUUUUAUAUUCUAGCUGGGUGUCUUCUCUGUUUUCAGUUCAGACAUCUGAACCUCCAGCAGUUAUAUAAUGCUUUACAGGUGACUGCAAGGAGCUGUAGCCACAUGUGUGUAUUAGUAAUUUCUAGUAAAGRUGCUAUGCAAUGGCUUUAAAAAAGCAGAUUUAGAUGUACAUGAUGCCAUGCUUGUGRCUUCUGGAUAACCAUGUGCCUGACUUGGUCUCUUGAAGAUUUCACACCCAACAGGCAAUUCUGUUACAAUGAAAAAUUAAUAUAAAACAUGGGAAAAGUUUUAUUGUGAGACAUGGUUUUAUUAAUUUAUAGUGAACCACUUUGAAAUGCUUCUCAAAUGUAUCCUUAAGAGUCACUUAAAGUUUAUUUCACCAUGCAAUAAUGCAUUAUAAACAUUAUAAAAGUUAGAAUGUAUAUUGUAAUUUUUAUAUAAGUUAUAUAUUUGUGAAAAAAUCAGUGUCUUAAAGAAUGGGGUCACAUGGUAUUUUAUAAUACAAAAAAAGCUUUAAUUUAAUGCAUGGUUUUUUAUUUAUAAUUGAUUGUAUUCAAUAUAGAGAGAUUUGGAACUUGUUGAUAUUAAUUUUCUAUUUACAUAAAACUGAUUGUGAUACUUUACUUUGUCAUAUCUCUGUGAAGCACCUGGAAAUAAAGGGUGAUAAAAUACUUUUUAAAAAGUACGUUUAACUUUUGUCUGUUGUUUCACCUGUAGAAAAAUAGUUAAUUCCUUCCUUUUCAGAGUUCAUUUUGGUAAUGACUGAGUCAUACUUGGUUCGUUAAUAUUGGGGAUAAAACUUCACCCUUGAAGUACUGAAACACUCCUGGAAGAAAUCGCUGCAGUAACAGGACAGAUUAAUGCUCAGUGUUCUAAAUUUUGAGAWGUGCUUCCAUUUUCUUUUCUUGGUGUUUUUUUCUAAAGAAUGGUGUAGUUCAGGACUUGGAAAAGCUAAAGUUUUUAUCCAKGCUGGAGGAAUGACACUUUUCAAGAAGGAAGCAGGUAGUAGAUGUGUUUACCUCAGUGUGACUCCGUGCCAAUCUUCCAGGUAAUUUGCCAACCAAGGGUCAUAAAUUAUGUAAUACAUGGGGCAACCUAAAGAGUAAAUUACGCAAAAGAAGCAAAAUUGUGUGAAUGAUAACACGGCUGUUUUAAUGGCAGAUUGUCACUGUGAUUCUUGAACAAUUUGGGAAAUACUGUAAAGGUAUUGGAAUGCAGCAGUGCAGUUAUUUUGUAGUAAAAGUUUGGAGUGUUUCUGCAUCACAAUAAAAUGCUGAAAAUGUAUUUUAAAUCCAAAAAGAAAAUGGGUUCCUACGAAGCCUAUACUUUUUUAAAAGGGCAAUCAGUAGGCACUGGAUUGUGUUGGUUUUUAUUGUAAAUUGUAGGCAUUCCCAGAAGUCACACUCAGCUCUGUGCUGAUGGUAAGUUGCAGCCAAGAAAGGCUGUGAUGGAAGCUGUUCUAGAAGUCAGUUUAUCUUUUMUCCUGCCCUAGCACUGAUGUGCCUUUCUUGUGGAGCAGAGUACAAACCCCAGUGAAACCCUGGGUUCACUGUGGGCAGUCAGAGCACCCUUGUUCAGGGUGCAAUUAGUCCUUUGCCCUUUUGUUUACAGCCAUGGGAGAUGGAUUUUGCUGCUACAACUGAAAGAAAUUCCAUUGCUGGGACCAGRGAAUAGGUGUAAACUGAGCCUGUUAUGGUUUCAAGCCUUGGUAACCUUUCCUGGGCCCUAUUUGUAGCAGUCCUGUUAUCAGUGUUCAAGGAAUCCUUAUUUUGUGUUCGGUUUGUGUCACCCUCAGGACCUUUGCAGUGCUGCAGGAGGAGAGUGUGUUCUCUAAAGCCAUCUCGAACCAGAUCUGAAAUGAAUUAAGAUUAAAACUAAUGAGMAGUUCCAUCUUCCACCAUAAAUUUUGGUCAGUAACUUUGCUUUAGUUGUAUGUCUCCUUCUGAGGAAAUUAAAUUAGUCUGGAUGUCGUUACAGAAUAACUUGGCACUUGAUUCUGCUGAGUUCCAGAAACUCAGACAGUAAGAGGAGGAAAUGGGUGUGCUGUGGAAUACAAAGCUCUCAGCUGUUCAGGGCUGCUGUCACUGUGUUUAUUUGCUCUUCCCCAAGUGGGCACUGAAAACAGAAACCAGCUCRUGGCCUCUGCAAAACCUGCUGCAUCCAGUAAACGCCAGUGAUGUAACAAAAUCAAGAGUUUGGGGUUUGUAACCUGCCUCAUGAAAGCAUCUCACACAAAUAAAAACUGCCAAUUGCAUUUCUGCAUCCUUGCAUUAAAUCUGACAGCCCCAGGUAGAGGUGUUUGUUUAUCACCCAACGUGAGGCACUGGCACUCAGCAGCUGGGAGCUGGAGCCAGAGAGGAAUUCCCAGAAAAUGAGCAUCUGCAGGAGCUGCUUCUUCACACUUCUGCCUUUCAUCUGAAGAAGGAUCAUGCCAUUUCUUUUACUGAGAUGUGAUAAUUACAGACUGGGCUGGAAGGAUUACUGGUACAUGGGCCCCAAAUGUAACCACCUUUGGAACACUCUGGAUUUCAUUUUAGUGACUACUAUUCCUGAAGUGGUGCUGAUUAUCAUAGUGGUUACGCUAUUUUCCUUUUUCUAUUGCUUGCAACGUGAAAAAGCUGGGAAGCAGCCAAAGCCUCCAUCCAGGGAAGCACAGCACAACCCUGCAUUCAGUGCUGACACUGGCCUGGGACACAGRCACCAGCAGCCACCCGGGGAUGCCUGGGUUGGACAAAUUCCAAAAGUUGUACUGAAAAGGCAAGAUUUUGAUGAUGCCUCAAUCCCAAAUCAAAGGCAGAAUUACAGUCCUGUGUAUGCUCAGCCUCUAAGGAGAGCAGAUCCAGCACCAGAUUAUUUCCCUCACUCCCAAGCCCAGCGGGAGCAGUUUGAGUACCCCAGGAAGGAUUUGCCUUACCCAGUUUAUCCAGAYGCGAGACAGUACCAGAGAUACUAAGAAAGAGUGCUUCCUGUAUCAGAAGUGCCUUGGAAUGCUGCGUGAUUGCUGGACAAUCCAGAUGCUGAGAGAGCAGUAAGACCCUGGUGGGACACAGAGGAAAUAGUCAUCCUUAUUAGCACUAAGUUAUUGSAAAGAAAAGGAAUAGAGGGUAAUAAAAGAAAAUCUGAUGUAACAUGACAUUAGCAUCUAAUUUUUUUACUGUGUAACCUCUGAUACUACAGUGCACAAGGGUCUGGCCCUGGCAGUGUGGUAAAAACACAGCCAAGGACUUGGCUUCCCUCUGUCCCAAAAUUUAUMAUAUUAUUUUGGGCCCAUUCUCUUGUCCAUUGUAUUAUUUGYUUUUCUUCCUUCUGUAUUGAUCCAAACAGCUGGAACAGUUUUCCCUUAAAACUGCCCUGAUUUGAUUUGUAACUUUUUUUUGUAAAUGAAGGAAAUAAAUGAAGCUGUGAAAGAUUGACUACCUUGCCACUAAGUAACAAAGAGACUGAAGACUGGGAUUUAUUUCCCAUUCCCCAAAAACUCUGAAGCACAUUAUAUUGCAGUUUCUAUUAAAUUAUUUUCCUUAAUAUUAGGUAAUAUAUGAAACUAUGUGACAAAACCUUUAUUUCUACUGCUGCAAAUUCUGUCAGAAAUGAGACUGUGAGACUGGUUCCCUCUCUUAUCUUCAGAAACACACAGAAAUUGUGUUAGCACAUCUGUUUAAAUGCCCAGCUAUCAGUUUAAACCAUUUUGACCUCAGAAACUGAGAUCCAAAGGUGUCAGAGAAUUGUGUCAGUGAAUCACUUUUUUCUGUCACUUCUCAGCCUCGGGUAGUGCCACAAUCUGACAAACUGUGGUGAUUGUUGACCUCAAUCCAGCUCUGUUGAACCAACCUCWGAGUGACCACAGCAUUUGAGUGUUCAAUUUGAUACUCUACCACUCCUCUGAAAGGGAGUAGGAGGAAUAGAUAAGGCAGUGCUGUCAAGAGCASAACUGUCUAAACUGAGUCUCUUUCACUAUUUCCCCAAGUGUUCAGUUUUGUCAUUACCUUUUUUAGGUGUUUUUCCCUUCCUUCCUUAAUUGUGUUGGGCAGUUUGAAAUUAUUUUGUCCUAACAAUGUCUGUGUCCUGCUAGAGCUAGACRAAACAAUUGCAAUGUUCU